UUAGAAAAUUCACACACAAAUCUCAUGAUUAUAAGUAGUAGUAAUUAACUAGUUAUUCCAACUUAAAAAUGCCGCGUUCAUAGAAAGAUCUUAUUGGUCAAAAUUAUUUAUAGUGGGGAAAAAUCAACUGUCAUUACUCCAAUCAAAAAUUCUUUGAAAAAUGUCAGAAAACAUUGACAAAAUGACUUGGUACAUUUGUAAAUAAAAAUAGUUGAUUGUUGAAUAACUGUUUCAUUUCUGACUUUAUAUCGUGCGUGGAACAAGACAAAGUUAUAGUUUAAUACAGUGUGCGUAAAAAAUAGUUUAGUGUGAUUUGUAAGACAACAGUGACAACAGUGGAAAAAUAAGUAUGGAUGAAAAUUAUAAGGAAAAAAGGGCGGCCAAAUUGGGGUAUAGACCGCAAAAGGAAAACGAAUACAACGAACUGCUACCCUACGCUCAAUAUAUAGACGAAGAAUCGGAAAAACUAUUCAUUGCAAUCAAAACUAACCUUGUCAAAUCUGUUUUGGCUCGCGAAAUGCGACCAGGAUGUGCCCUGUGGACGUCUCGACUUAAUAAAUAUAUAAAAAUUUAUGGAUUAAAAUUUUCAAAGGAGGACCAUAUCGCUUUGGUAAAGCUAUUUUAUGAAUUAAUGACUAUUUCCGAUUUGGAACCAACGAGAGUGAACAAAUGCGCUUUUACGUUAUCGCAGUUACUUAAAAAGAAACAUCUAUUGAGUCGAGAUGACCUACAAUUGGAGUGGCGUCCUUUAUAUGAUUUAUGCAUUCGAGCAUUAGAUAAAAGUAAAAGUGGUAUAGGAAUGUAUAGGUAUUUUUCAACUUUUGAAAGUACCUUGUUCACUGCAAUAAAAAAUUGCAAAUUAUAUUUUCCUGCAUCAGCUACCCAAGAAAUUUUAGAUGAAUUUAGAUCAAAGUUGUGCCCUUUUAAUGUUGAUGGAAUAUCAACUGCAAUUCAGUAUCUUGAAUUAUUUUUACCCACUGCUAUGAAGCCUGAAGAGGCACCUAUAGGAUAUAAUCUAUGGCUUAAUGAAUUUAUGAACUUAUGGGAAGCAUGCCCUAAUGCUGGCAGUUGGGAAAACAACAUGAUGUGGAUAUUUUCUGGCUUAGCCUCCUAUCAAAUGGGUUAUGUUGAUUGGGAGCCAUAUGUAGAGGGUAUGUUUGUUAGAUUUCAGAGGUGUUUACAAUUGCCUGUAAAUUUUAAGCAGCGUCAAUUGGGAAAACAAUUCAAAAUUGACACUUCCGCCAUGGCCAUCUGGAUUAUAUGCUCACUGCAUAAAGACAAUUCUACAUUUUUCCAUUUGGAGAAACUGAUGCAGACUUUAGAAUCUUACUUUUAUCCAGCAAAUACGGGAAGGUGGACUAUAAAACUGCGAGAGUUACUUAAAAAACUGACCUUCUUUUUCGUUCAGCGAUUACAUUGGGAACGUUUCAAGAAGCCCUCGUGGAACAACAACGUUCCCGAUCAUUUCAAACUGACAGAUGACGAUAUAGAUCGCUUCGUUAACAUACUGAAACCCUGUGUCGAGCCUGCCAUGUAUUCUCGCCUAGGGUCACAAGAUGUCAUCUUAACUUUGUCAUAUUUAGCUUCUCUUAGACCGAAUUUGAUUAUACCCGGUAUUUUGGACAAACUCUACGCUUCCAUGGACAGUUUGACUGAGCCUCAUAAGCUCACGUCAUCGAUGAUGGCCGUUGUUGCCGUAGGAAGACAUAUGGUACAAGGCACUCACAACAACUAUCCUGAAGGCCCUACUCAUGUGAUUCCUCUUUUGAUGGCCCUUUUACCGGGUAUCGAUCCCAACGACAUCCGAAAGUCUUACGUCACCUUUAAUUUUAUCGUGCGUUUCGUUAGUAUGGUGCCUCUAAUCAAUUGUUCAGAUGCCUACAAUCACUACAACAACCUGACUGAAGAAGAACACUUGUUAUGUGAAGCUACAGCAGGAUUCGAGGAUUUCGUCCUGCAAUUUUUUGAUAAACUGAUCGUGUGGGUCGAUUCGAGCUCGCUGGAUUUCGUUAGAUUGGAACAGAUGGCCAGCAACAACAAUUCAAAGAACAGAUCGGAAUCUAUAGCUGAGUCAGCCGUGGGAAGCCUCGUUCAUGCCGUUUUGAAUCAGUGUUCUCCAUCGAUAUUUCAUAGUGCCUUAAGAAAAGUUUACAACUUUGUGGCGGACAGAAUUCUGGAGGUGCAAGUAGCAGGAAAAUUAGUUGCGGUAGUCGUUCGUGCUUUUUCCAUGGUCAAUCCGAAAGAAACCUUAAAAGUUUUCUUGCCUUAUUUGAUGGGUGCUAUAGAAGAAGCCUUAAAUGAAAAUCCGAACCUGAUCCAGGAUGAACACGUUGACGCAAAGUUCUUGUACAAUAUGAUGAUUUUAUCUGAGGUUGUUGAUGGUAAAGACGAACUAUUACCUUAUAUAGAUCCGUUAACUAAAAUACUAGACAAAACUUUACAUAUGACAUGUCUGCAGGCUAACCAGCUAUCUGCAAGAAUUCUUGAACUAAUUUUAGCUUCUUUAACAAACAUCUCAACUAGAGAUUCCAGAAGUUCAGAUCAAGACUAUGGUACUCCUGUGAAGGAUUUCUUACCCAUAAGGGAGUGGGGUAAAGCUCAAAGUAUCGAAGACUUAAAAAUAAGUUGGUACGUUCCUAAAGAAAAAGAAAUUGAGGCUGUUCAGCUGUUGGUUAAUAAAUAUUUGAUACCAGAACUGGAAACCUUAAACCAGUUUGCUUCUGGAGAUUUAAAAAUAUCGCGACAGGAACUCAAGUGUACUUUAAAGAUUAUCAUUUCUAUUCUUUCCUGUCAUUUAUUGCUUCCUAUCUGGGAAGAACCGGCCUAUAAACUAGUGGACUCAGUUUUGGAUCCUUGGGCGUUUAACUUAAUAGUUAUAGAAAAUGGAACGGUUAAUAUGCCGGACGGUAGCAACAUUCGGAAAGGUAUUGUAAAUACUUUACACAGAGCACAGAGGAAGUUGCUAGAAUUAGAUGAAGGAGACACAAAAAGUAUUCAAAAUAUUAUCCAUAUAUACAAUAUAGUUCUCUUCAACAAAUCGAGAAAUCAAGACUUUGAGCUUCAUUGGAAGUCAUUUCACGUGGCCAAAAAGAUUCUGGAAGACCGUCUUCAUAAGAAGAAACAACACUUGAGACAUAUGCAUUUGGAGAGGGUGAUGAUUCAGCAAGAGCUGCGAAUAGAGUGUAGGAAUUGUUCGUUUACUCUCACUCACAAGCAGAUUCUUGAAGAUCUUUUGGAACUGGCAGUAUCAAGAUAUAGUGAAAUUAGAAUUUCAGCCCAAUCCAAACUGUUUGGAAUGAUCCAGUACUUCCCUUAUUCUUUUACUUUGUUAACUGAUAAAAUCAAGGAAAUACUAAAAAUGGAUUCAGUGGAGAAUCACGAAAAAUUCAAAGGAUGUCUCUAUAUUCUCUUAGGCCCUAAAAACUCACCCAUAGUUGCCAGACAUGAUUGGGACUUUAUCAAAGAGAUAUGGCCGCUAAUUGUGAAGUCAAUGCCUUCAGAAAAACCUUCUAUAGUAAAUCUGAUAGCGGCCUUGUCAGACUCUGUGCAGAAAUAUUUUCCUACCAUAGCUAUAAAGCUUACUAUACCUGAAAGAACACUGAGGUCAGCUUAUGAUUUGGCUAACACCAAGCCGUUUGUUUGCAAUUUAGUCGAAUUUCAGAAGUUUAUUGAUAAUGGGGAGAAUUACUUAAAAGAAAAAUCGCUCCAAAGACGAGAGGCAUACAACCAUACAAUGUCAUCAUUGUUAGAGGCAUGUGAAAAUGGAAAUUUACACUGGAGAUACAACUCUAUGGCAAUAAGCUUUAUAAAGAAUUUGGUCCAUUUCGACGUAAACUACGACCCAAAAGUCGUCAGAUUCUUCCUGAAGGCCACCAUAAACGAAUCGUUGCACAUUAGGAAGAACGCCAUCAAGGUGCUGGUCUAUAUAACCAUCCAGAACAAAUCAAAAUUCAAAAAAGUCGAAAUCGACACGUACCAGAUGUUAAAUUGCCAACCUAACGACAGAAUGGUACCUGGAGAACGACCAGAUAAUCAGUGGUUGAUGUACAACAGGGAGAAAAUACCAAAAACUAACGAAGAAUGGGAGAAAUUGAAGUUCAUGCACAAUCAAAGUGUUGGUUAUUAUACCUGGCCCAAAAAGUUGACGUUUUAUGCUCCACCAUCUGAGCAAAAAACUGCGGUUUCGGGGCAAGUUGACAUGACCGAGACGCAGAAAGAAAUAUUCAACUUUUUUAGGAAUGAAGACAAUAUUUCACAGUUGAUCAGAUAUCUUUCUUUGGAAGAAAAGAAAGGCCAGGAUAAAUUCAACGCCUUUAGAUUUCUUGCAUUCAAGAAUAUAUUUAAAACUUUUGAAGACGAAUUCCUGCCCAUAUUUCUUCCCCACAUUGAGCGACUGGCCAAAGACAAGCACGAAUCUAGCCAAAUAUGCGCUGCCGAACUCGUAACUGCCAUCAUCCGUGGGUCCAAACACUGGCCCUUCGAAAAAGUGAACAAGAUGUGGCAGCAGAUCUUGCCCAUACUGGACAGCGCCAUCCUCAACAUGAGCAACGAGACUUUAGUGGACUGGGUUCUCUGUAUUACCAUGAGCACCGAAACCAGAGAUCCCACCAUGGUCCACUGGCUUCUAGAAUUUUUGACAGAUGAUCCUUUGAAAGACCCCACCUCCUUUGUCGCUUGUAAUCGGCUUCAUUUGCUUUGCGUAGCUAUUAGUCAGCAAUCCUGGAGGAACGCCCCUAUUUACAAUAGAAUGAUGGAAUAUUUCAGACCACACUUGACACAUCCGUACCAGAAUAUUAGAGACAAAAUUAGUUUGUUUUUGUCGGUGGUUUAUGGCAAAGAUUUAGUGUUUCCUGGCGGUGCUCCCACUCAGGGACCCAGAAUAGAAGAUCUAUUUAAAGAGGUAGCUCCAAAAUUGGAGCUUUUGUAUGAUUAUCUUUUAAAGAAAAGUGAUAAUGACGCUCUGAAAAUGGCAACCGACGAAAAUAGCUGUGAUAAAUCAAGCGAGUGUGAUUUGACUUUGGAGAAAAAUAGGGAAGAUGUUAUGAGAUUAUUUAAAAUAGUAUCCAAAUUCAUUAUCGGUAGCGUCAACAGAGUGAAUUUCAGUCCAAGGCCUGAAUUCUUAAAGCUCAUACCCUUAGCGGCCGUACUGCACAACUACGAUAAGGACGAGGAAAUCCCCAUUCUGGCUGUGAACCUUCUGGUGGUAUUGGCGCAAAGUCCUACCUCUGAAAAACACAUUCCAUACGCCAUAGAAGCCGUUAGCGAGGUUGUUAGGUGUCCACUAUGGUCUGCUAGAAGCGCGAUUUCAGAGGUGUUGCCAGUUUUAAUUUUUUAUAACAUGGCAACGAUAAAUAGUAACAAGCAGUGGGUUUUACAGAUACAAGAUUUAGUUUUACAACUUCUAGAAGAUUCACAGCCUGAAGUGCGGGUUGAAGCAGCCAAAGUUGUUAGUGGAUUAUUACACUGCCAAUUUAUACCAGCACCAACUGACUUAUUGAAUAUAUUCAUGCAAAAAGCGAGAACGAAGGUCAAGAAGGUCAAAACGACUGAAAAUAUUAAUAAAAAUCUUAUUAUCAGGCACGCAGGCGUACUUGGCUUAUGUUCAUUUAUUAACGCCCAUCCUUACAAUGUACCUGAUUACUUACCCAGCGUGUUUGAGGCUUUGGGGUAUAAUUUAAGCGAUCCACAACCAAUACCGGCUACAAUAAGAAAAACCAUGGGUGACUUCAAGAGAACGCAUCAUGACAAUUGGGAAAUGCACAAACUAAAGUUUACUGAAGAGGAAUUAUCUAUUUUAAGUGAUCUCUCGGUUCCACCUAGUUAUUAUGUUUAAGUUUAUAUUUUAAUCUUUUAUUAAAGCGACUGCACUCAAAUUUUUAGAAAAAUAAGUAAUCUUACUUUUCUAUAUUCUUGGGUGAACAAUCUACGGUGCAAGAUUCUUAUAUUUGUUUCGUAUUGUUUUAUUUAUUUGUUUAAUUUUUAUUUUAUAUAGUAUUAGUUUUAAAAUGAGUGACGGAUUAAAAAAAAUAAUAAUAAAUAUAUUAUUUUUACAU
This is a messenger RNA of Sitophilus oryzae (rice weevil), 6053 nucleotides long. Its product is annotated as proteasome activator complex subunit 4-like. The record is from RefSeq and is a predicted model, not a curated record. The transcript has 19 exons. Gene Ontology annotation, biological process: proteasomal ubiquitin-independent protein catabolic process. Gene Ontology annotation, molecular function: peptidase activator activity; proteasome binding. Gene Ontology annotation, cellular component: cytosol; nucleus. Lineage: Eukaryota; Metazoa; Arthropoda; Insecta; Coleoptera; Curculionidae. The coding region runs from base 350 to 5833 and encodes 1827 amino acids.